AGGCGGGUUUUUCUCUCUCUCUCCGCUGAAGCAGCUUCCUGGUCACCUGAGAAGCAGGAAGGAGCCUGGUGGCCCAAUUCAACCCGCCACUGGUCCGCCGCCGCCGCCGCCGCCGCCAUGGCCUCGCUUUUUAAGAAGAAAACGGUGGAUGAUAUAAUUAAAGAACAAAAUAAGGAGCUAAGAGGUACGCAGCGGGCUAUAGUAAGAGAUCGAACAGCUUUGGAGAGACAGGAAAAGCAGCUGGAAUUGGAAAUAAAGAAAAUGGCUAAGACAGGAAACAAAGAAGCUUGUAAAGUUCUAGCAAAACAGCUUGUGCAACUGAGAAAACAGAAAACUCGAACUUAUGCUGUUAGUUCGAAAGUUACAUCCAUGUCUACUCAGACAAAACUGAUGAACUCCCAGAUGAAGAUGGCAGGAGCAAUGUCAACAACAGCAAAGACAAUGCAAGCUGUUAAUAAAAAGAUGGAUCCGCAGAAGACAUUGCAAACUAUGCAAAACUUCCAGAAAGAAAACAUGAAAAUGGAAAUGACUGAAGAAAUGAUCAAUGAUACCCUGGAUGACAUUUUCAAUGAUUCUGAUGAAGAACAAGAAAGUCAGGAUAUUGUGAACCAAGUCCUUGAUGAAAUUGGAAUUGAAAUAUCUGGAAAGAUGGCCAAGGCUCCUUCAGCUGCUAGAGGCAUGCCCUCUGCAUCUACAUCCCAAAGUGCCACAAUUUCAGAUGAAGAGAUUGAACGACAGCUGAAAGCCCUGGGAGUAGAUUAACCUCGUAGUGACAUGCAGCCUGCCUUCUGCAAUAACUAGUGUCAGCAUACACACGAACUUUCAACACAGGUUUCAAUAAAAAACCAAAUUCCUUGCAAGCCUUGCCUAAGCCAUUACUGUUGACAAUAAAUUCCAGAGGCAGUUGGAAGAACUAUAGUUGCAAUCAGUUGAGAGACAACAAUACAAAGUGUGUGGGGUUGCAGAACUUAUAUACACUUGACCAAAUUGAGAUCUAUUGUAAGCAGGUCAGCCUGUUCCAUAUGGUCUAAAUUUGGAUUGUUUGUGUUAAGCUUUUUCUCCAAAAAGUACCUUGCUUGAUGAACACUCCAUUUUCCUUUAGGUUUCUAACCUCCCUUAAGUUAUUGCAAGUAACUUUCCUUGUUUUCAGUUAUUUAUCUAAUGCAAGUACAUUUAAAAAACAUUAAUUUAUAAUAUGACUUAAAUGAAACCUUACUUUUCUUUCAAUUGGAAGGUGGCAGUUGUCAUCUUCAGGUGAAGGAUAUAUAAACGUUUAGAUAGCUUUUUAUUAAGCGCCUUUUAAAAAAAUUAUUCUUGGUUUAACCAUGUGCUACAGUGAGACAUAGUCCAAGAUUUUAGUACAAUACUACUAUCCUAUUAAUAGUCGAACCUUUCUGGAAGCAAGGUUGUGGUCUAACAGUAUUUUGUGUUAGCACAAUUGGUUGUAAGGAAAGUACUGAAUAACUUCCAUUGUACUGUAACAUAGCUAACUUGAAGAGACAUCUGUGCCUUUGUGUAUAUAGUGCUUGGUUUCUUUUAAUUAAGUUUUGAAUUGUGAAAAAUGUAAUGUUAAGCCAUUAUCUCAACUUACAUAGCACUGAAAGUUAUGUGAACUCAAUAUCUACUGCUGCUACAAAGUAUGUAAAUUACUUUAACACCUGAAAAAGUAUCUUUUUCCUGAAAUAGCUUUUGUACAUACUACUAUGCAGCAUUUUUCUUUGAACAAGUGUUAUCUUUGAAAAUAUACUUUAUUGUCCAAUGUAGUAUGUUUGUUAUAUGUUACAUCCAGUUCUUACUUACAGAAAUGAUAUGUGCUUGCCUAUUUGAAAUGAAUGGAUUUACUUGGAUUUAAAAUUUUGCCUAUUAUAGUAAAAUAGUGGCUAUCUUGAUGUAUUAUAGGAAAUAUAAUUCACAUUAACUGUGUAGCAAUAUUACAGCACGAUGUGAAGAGGAGUUUCUUCUUUUGAACUGCAUUGCGGAGCUGACACUAAACAUGUAAAUGCAAAUGAUCAAGAAAAUUACUGCUGGUUGUCGAUGAAGAAUGGGAUAAAGAAAUUAUUGUGACUAUAUGAUAUUGCAUUAGAAUAUGGCAUCAGCAGCAUACAAUUAUGAUUUUUUCUGGUUAAACAUAGGGUUUAACCAGAAAACCCUACAUUCUUAAGUACAUAUACAAUUGCGGUUUGUAAUUAAAUAAAAUAGACUUUAUAUGGCACUAUUGAAUACUUGGGGUAAGUUUUCCUAUUACGGAUUUUGUAAAAAAAUUAAAAUCAAAUAAAAGCUUUUAGCUCCUA
This is a messenger RNA of Elgaria multicarinata webbii, 2291 nucleotides long. It is a transcript of the gene CHMP2B, whose product is annotated as charged multivesicular body protein 2B. The record is from RefSeq and is a predicted model, not a curated record. The coding region runs from base 118 to 762 and encodes 214 amino acids. Gene Ontology annotation, biological process: protein transport; late endosome to vacuole transport; endosome transport via multivesicular body sorting pathway. Gene Ontology annotation, cellular component: ESCRT III complex; multivesicular body. The transcript is spliced from 6 exons. Lineage: Eukaryota; Metazoa; Chordata; Lepidosauria; Squamata; Anguidae.